ACCGCCGCCGCCACUACCACCACCACCACCACCACCACCACCACCUAUGACGGAACCGGAGCUCAACCAUGCGGAGGACCAAUCAAACAAGAACAAGAAGCUCCGCAAAAGGAAAAGGCCUCGCAAAGCCCAACAAGAAGCUCGCAAUUCCGCUGAUGAUGAAGACCAAGAGCAAGAGCAGCACAACGACGCUAACAACACCGAUGAAGUAGAAGAAGAAGAAAAAAGAGAAGAGAAAAAUGUGAUGCCUGGCGUUGAAUCUGGAAUCAUGAGUUCCGUUUCAUUCGAUUCUCUUGAACUCUCUGAUCCCACUUCCAAGGCUAUUAUGGACAUGGGUUUCAAUCGAAUGACUCAGAUUCAAGCGAGAGCUAUUCCUGAGCUUUUGAAAGGGAAAGAUGUUCUUGGUGCUGCGAGGACUGGUUCUGGGAAAACCCUUGCAUUUUUAAUCCCGGCUGUGGAAUUGUUGUACAAUGCCGAGUUUAAACCUCGUAAUGGAACUGCCGUUAUUGUCAUAUGCCCAACUAGAGAGCUUGCAAUUCAGACACAUGCGGUGGCAGAGGAAUUGCUCAAGUAUCAUUCACAAACUCUUGGAUUAGUUAUUGGGGGAUCAGGUAGAAAACGAGAAGCUGAUCGCAUUGUUUCUGGGGUAAAUCUGUUGGUGGCUACACCUGGUCGCCUACUUGAUCACCUUCAAAAUACAAAGGGAUUCAUAUACAAAAAUUUGAAGUGCCUCAUUAUUGAUGAAGCUGACAGGAUAUUAGAAGCAAACUUUGAGGAGGAAAUGAAGCAGAUCAUUAAUAUACUUCCAAAGACUAGGCAAACAGCUUUGUUUUCAGCUACGCAAACAAAGAAGGUUAAGGAUCUUGCCCGUAUGUCAUUUCAGACAAGUCCUUCCAAUAUUGAUGUAGAUGAUGGGAGAAAAAAGGUCACAAAUGAAGGAUUGCAGCAAGGCUAUGUUGUUGUUCCAUGUGCUAAGCGUUUUGUUGUUCUAUAUUCAUUCUUGAGGAGGCAUCAAUCGAAAAAAGUGAUGGUCUUUUUCUCUUCAUGCAACUCUGUGAAAUUCCAUGCAGAUCUUCUCAAGUGUGCUGGAUUGGAUUGCUUAAGUAUUCAUGGAAAACAAAAGCAGCAUGCCCGAACAACUACAUUCUUUAAUUUCUGCAAAGCAGAAAAGGGGAUAUUGCUUUGUACUGAUGUUGCUGCUCGUGGACUUGACAUACCUGAUGUGGACUGGAUUGUGCAGUAUGAUCCACCUGAUGAGCCAAAGGAAUAUAUCCAUAGGGUUGGUAGAACAGCUCGUGGGGAAGGUGCCAAAGGAAAUGCUUUGCUUUUUCUGAUUGAGGAAGAAUUGCAAUUUCUUCGCUAUCUUAAGGCAGCAAAGAUCCCUAUGAAAGAGUAUGUAUUUGAACACAAGAAGCUUGCGAAUAUACAGUCUCAACUGGAAAAGUUGGUUGCGGGGAUCUAUCAUUUGAAUGUUAUGGCUAAAGACGCGUAUAGGUCAUUUAUAUUAGCAUAUAAUGCCCACACCAUGAAGGAUAUAUUCAAUGUUCACCGCCUUGAUCUGCAGGCUGUUGCUGCUUCGUUCUGUUUUUCAAACCCGCCGAAGGUGAAUCUGAACUUAGACAGCAGUGCUUCAAAGCAUAGGAGGAAAAUACGCAAAGUGGAAGGAAGAUUAAGCAACGGAAAGACAAAAUAAGCUGCAACAAUUUUUGAAGAAUCACCAAGGAGGCAACCCUCAAAAAGUUUUGUUACAAAAAUGUUUUAAUGGUUAUUUUGAUCUUUUCAUUUUUUAAUCCUAUCAACAACUUUCAGUAGCAGCUCAUGAGAAGGAAUAGCUAUAUUGAACUUGAGCUAUCAUGAUCCUUGUUGGCCCCUUAUAUAUAAAUUUGUAUUUGUAUCUACCAUUUCACUAACAGUUCAUCCUAAGAAUGAAAUUAAUGUCAACUCUCAAAAGUUAUCACUGGCGGUUUCA
This is a messenger RNA of Arachis duranensis, 1969 nucleotides long. RefSeq names its product DEAD-box ATP-dependent RNA helicase 51. The transcript has 12 exons. Gene Ontology annotation, molecular function: ATP binding; RNA helicase activity; nucleic acid binding. Gene Ontology annotation, biological process: maturation of LSU-rRNA from tricistronic rRNA transcript (SSU-rRNA, 5.8S rRNA, LSU-rRNA). NCBI's taxonomy places the organism in Eukaryota, Viridiplantae, Streptophyta, Magnoliopsida, Fabales, Fabaceae. The record is from RefSeq and is a predicted model, not a curated record. Bases 47 to 1693 code for a protein of 548 amino acids. Gene Ontology annotation, cellular component: nucleolus.